AUGGCGAGUCGGCGAAUCUUAUCAUCGCUUCUCCGAUCAUCUUCGGGCAGAUCUACUUCUAAAUCAUCCUUACUCGGGAGCCGUAACCCUAGGCUCCCAUCACCCGGACCCGCGCGUCGCGUCGCUCCAUGUGGGACCUUACUUGGCCGAGUCGCCGAGUAUUCGACCUCUUCUCCGGCUAAUUCGGCUGCAUCAUCGUCUGCUCCGGCUAAGGAUGAGGGUAAGAAGACUUAUGAUUAUGGUGGAAAAGGUGCGAUCGGGAAGGUUUGCCAGGUUAUUGGUGCCAUUGUUGAUGUGAGAUUCGAAGAUCAGGAAGGAUUGCCUCCGAUCAUGACAGCUCUCGAGGUUCAGGAUCACCCGACAAGGUUGGUGCUUGAGGUGUCUCAUCAUUUGGGUCAAAAUGUCGUCAGGACCAUUGCUAUGGAUGGUACUGAGGGUCUCGUUCGUGGUCGACGCGUUCUCAAUACUGGCGCUCCAAUCACUGUUCCUGUUGGAAGGGCUACACUUGGACGUAUCAUGAACGUUCUUGGAGAACCCAUUGACGAGAGAGGCGAUAUUAAAACCGACCAUUACUUACCCAUUCACAGAGAAGCUCCGGCUCUGGUUGAUUUGGCCACCGGUCAAGAGAUUCUGGCUACUGGUAUUAAGGUUGUUGAUCUCCUUGCUCCUUACCAAAGAGGAGGAAAGAUUGGACUCUUUGGUGGUGCGGGUGUUGGCAAAACAGUGCUCAUUAUGGAACUGAUCAACAAUGUCGCCAAAGCUCAUGGUGGUUUCUCCGUGUUUGCUGGUGUUGGAGAACGAACCCGUGAAGGUAAUGACUUGUACAGAGAAAUGAUUGAGAGUGGUGUCAUCAAGCUAGGCGAGAAGCAGUUGGAGAGCAAAUGUGCUCUUGUAUAUGGGCAAAUGAAUGAGCCCCCGGGUGCACGUGCCCGUGUUGGACUUACUGGUUUGACCGUUGCUGAGUAUUUCCGUGAUGCCGAAGGCCAAGAUGUCUUGCUUUUCAUUGACAACAUUUUCCGUUUCACUCAGGCCAACUCUGAAGUGUCUGCUUUGCUCGGUCGUAUCCCAUCUGCUGUGGGUUACCAGCCAACUCUGGCUUCUGAUCUUGGUGCUCUUCAAGAGCGAAUCACAACCACCAAGAAAGGUUCUAUUACCUCAGUCCAAGCCAUCUAUGUCCCUGCUGAUGAUUUGACAGAUCCUGCUCCUGCCACAACUUUUGCUCACUUGGACGCCACAACUGUGCUGUCAAGACAGAUUUCUGAGCUUGGUAUCUAUCCUGCUGUGGAUCCUCUGGAUUCUACAUCCCGUAUGCUGUCGCCUCACAUUCUGGGUGAGGAACACUACAACACUGCUCGUGGUGUGCAGAAAGUGCUACAGAACUACAAGAAUUUGCAAGAUAUUAUUGCUAUUUUGGGUAUGGAUGAGCUAAGUGAAGAUGACAAGCUGACUGUUGCCCGUGCCCGUAAGAUCCAGAGAUUCUUGAGUCAGCCGUUCCAUGUUGCUGAAAUCUUCACCGGUGCCCCUGGAAAAUAUGUCGACCUUAAAGAAAACAUCAACAGUUUCCAGGGUUUGCUCGAUGGUAAGUACGAUGAUCUUCCUGAACAAUCAUUCUACAUGGUUGGUGGUAUCGAUGAGGUGGUUGCAAAGGCAGAGAAGAUCUCAAAGGAGUCAGCAGCUUAG
Messenger RNA from Arabis nemorensis, 1680 nucleotides. The record is from the annotation of a GenBank genome assembly. Lineage: Eukaryota; Viridiplantae; Streptophyta; Magnoliopsida; Brassicales; Brassicaceae.